Messenger RNA from Cucurbita maxima (winter squash), 571 nucleotides. RefSeq lists its product as uncharacterized. The coding region runs from base 54 to 320 and encodes 88 amino acids. The transcript has 3 exons. The record is from RefSeq and is a predicted model, not a curated record. Lineage: Eukaryota; Viridiplantae; Streptophyta; Magnoliopsida; Cucurbitales; Cucurbitaceae.
UGGUCGCCAAACACACACAUCGACGCAACAACUUUGGUGCCAGGUUAAUACCAAUGGAAAAACAGAAAGAUAAACCAUCAGCUGCAGCAAACCCACCCAUUCCUUCCUGUAGAAAGAAGAAAAAUGAAGACGGUACAUUCUUGGAGGAUUUGAAGGAUCACAUCGACGAGUUCAUUCAUGCAUCGAUGGACGAACACAAAUCGUGCUUCAAGAAAACUAUCAACAAGAUGUUCCGUAUGUCAAAAGUUGUGGCAGAUAGGAAUUCAGAGACAAGUGGAGUUGAAAGUUCUCUGCCUCUUCGAACAACAGUAUCAGAGUAAAUUCUCUUUCUUCCUUUCUUCAAGGAUACUUUGUCUGCAUCUUCAACCAACUCCAUGAAAUCUUGGAUUCCUGUUUAUAGUUUAUUUUACAUGAUUCCAUAUGAAACGUUACCGUUUUGUCUCCCUUGAUGAGCUAUUAAUUGGUGUUAUAUUUUGAGCCACCAACCUAUACUGUUCUUGGAAUGUUUCUUGCUUGUUUGGUUACCUGUUGAUGCUUAGAGUUUGUCUAAAAGGACUUGAUUUCUGUUUCC